Messenger RNA from Cooperia oncophora, 336 nucleotides. The record is from the annotation of a GenBank genome assembly. Lineage: Eukaryota; Metazoa; Nematoda; Chromadorea; Rhabditida; Trichostrongylidae.
AUGCUUAUAUCCGGCGCCGACGAUUUUGCUGUUAUUGUGUGGAACAUCAGUACUGCUGAACGGCUCCAUCGUUUUAGCGUUCACGGAGGCCCCAUUCUCCGUUUCCUCGUUCCUCCAGCGAAUUCGAGCAAGGAAGUUAGCAAGUGUAUAUGUGCGGUUGCCGCGGAUAAUAGUGUGAGCCUGCUGAAUAUCUGUGACAUGAAGUGUCUUUUGUUCGCCUCACGACAUUCCUAUCCAGUCAGUUUUGUAAAAUGGCGACCACUUGACGAUUACAUGUUGGUGCGGCUCGAAGAUGGAAGCGUUUUCGUGUGGCUGAUGGAGGCAGGUGUGUGCUGA